UUGAACAUUGUACAGAAACGAUACAGCCAUAUCCCCAAAUUAAAUAUCGAAAAUGGCUUUGUUGUACUGCCUACUGGCUGUUCCUAUUGUAUUAAUGAUUCUGAUAUUCCUUAGUGAUUGUGAUCUCAAGUUAAAGCUGUACGAAUGGUUUGGAACUUCACCAAAAAGYCGUUUUUACGGCCGAGUGGUUUGGAUAACAGGGGCUUCCAGUGGCAUUGGAGAAUAUCUUGCUUAUGAGCUCGCGAAAUGUGGCAGUAAACUUGUUUUAUCGUCAAGAAGAAAAGAGGAACUGGAGAGAGUUAAAAGGAAUUGUGGAGACAUAGUGCAGCCUUUGUACCCGUCAUACAAUAUUGAUCAAGAUAUAUUGGUCUUACCAAUGGACGUUACUGAAUUUGACAAACAUGUGCAAUACACAGAUACCGUCUUGAAUCACUUUCAUAAGAUUGACAUACUUGUGAAUAACAGUGGCCGUAGCCAACGUGGAAUGGUUAUUGAUACACCAGGGCUUGAUGUUGAGAAUGCUAUGUUUAAGUUAAAUACAAUGGCAGUUAUAUCAUUGACAAAAUCAGUUCUACCUCAUAUGGUGAAGAGAAAAUCAGGACACAUUGUCGUCACAAGUAGUGUGGCUGGCAAGUUAGGUGCACCAAUGUCUGCAGUUUACAAUGCAACCAAGUUUGCACUUCAGGGAUAUUUUGAUGGAUUGAGAAUAGAAGUGUAUGACUCCAACAUAGAUGUAACCAUGAUCUGUCCAGGACCCAUUCUUACCAACAUAAGAGACAAUGCAUUCACAGAAGAUGUGAAUGUGACUGUUAAGGAGAAAGAGAAAGCAGCAAAGUCCUCCAAGGAUAACCGUAUGGACCCUGCAAGAUGCGCAUACCUGAUCACAGUUGGCAUGGCAAACAAACUGGAUGAGUUAUGGAUUUCAAUCAACCCUAUACUGUUUUUUCUCUAUGCCAACCAGUAUCUUCCAAACUUAUUCAACUGGUUAUCUAAAAGACUUGGGGUUAAACAUAUAAUGAAAAUGAGAGAGAUGGCAGAUAAAGAUAAAUAGAUGUUUGUUAUAGUUUCUGUGUAACCAGUAGUGACAACUGUAUUGUUUUGUUCAUACUUGUAUAUCAACUUGGAUUUGACUUAAUAUGAAAGAUGAUUUUUUUUAUAAUGCCAGCUAUGGUGUAAACAAAUGAAAAUAUACGUUUAUUAAAUGAAUAAAUGAGAAAUGCAAUUGAA
This is a messenger RNA of Exaiptasia diaphana, 1227 nucleotides long. Its product is annotated as dehydrogenase/reductase SDR family member 7. The coding region runs from base 53 to 1051 and encodes 332 amino acids. The transcript is spliced from 8 exons. Gene Ontology annotation, molecular function: oxidoreductase activity. The record is from RefSeq and is a predicted model, not a curated record. Lineage: Eukaryota; Metazoa; Cnidaria; Anthozoa; Actiniaria; Aiptasiidae.